This is a messenger RNA of Prunus armeniaca (apricot), 1113 nucleotides long. The record is from the annotation of a GenBank genome assembly. Lineage: Eukaryota; Viridiplantae; Streptophyta; Magnoliopsida; Rosales; Rosaceae.
AUGGUGUCCUGUUGGAAACCCUCUGCAGUUGAUGAUGGACUUCGGCGUGGUGGCAGUGAAGCCAGUGGACGUGUUGAUGGGUUGUUGUGGUACAAGGACUUGGGGCAGCAUGCUUGGGGAGAAUUUUCAAUGGCUGUCAUUCAAGCCAAUUCCGUUUUGGAGGAUCAAAGCCAAAUCGAAUCCGGUCCCCUGAGUUCAACAAAAUCUGGUCCUGUGGGGACCUUUGUUGGUGUUUAUGAUGGGCAUGGAGGGCCUGAGGCUUCAACGUAUGUCAAUGAAAAUCUCUUCUGCAAUCUUCAGAGAAUUGCAGCUGAGCAUAGGGCCAUAUCAGAACAUGUUAUCAAGAAGGCUUACUUGGCCACAGAGGAGAAUUUUCUCUCCAUGGUGAAGAAAAAGUGGCUAAACAAGCCACAGAUUGCAUCUGCAGGAACAUGUUGUUUGGUUGGGAUACUUUGCAAUGGACUGCUUUACACAGCAAAUGUUGGGGACUCUCGGGUGGUUUUAGGAAAAAUCGAAAAGGCGACGAAAGAGGUCAUAGCCAUUCAAUUAUCUACAGAGCACAAUGCAAGUAUAGAAUCUGUGAGAGAUGAGGUCAAGUCAAUGCAUCCAUAUGAUCCAAAGAUUGUGGUUUUGAGGCACAGAGUUUGGCGUGUGAAGGGCCUCAUACAGGUUACAAGAUCCCUUGGUGAUGCAUAUUUAAAGAAUGCAGAGUUCAACAGAGAGCCUCUACCCCUAAAGUUUAGGCUGCCUGAACCUUUCCUCAAGCCAAUUCUCAUCCCCGAACCGUCCAUAUCGGUGCUUAAACUCUGCCCUGAAGAUCAGUUUCUCAUAUUUGCUUCUGAUGGUCUGUGGGAGCAUCUCAGCAACCAGGAGGCUGUGGACAUUGUCAAUAGUUACCCACGUAAAGGAAUAGCGAGGAAGCUUGUUGAAGCUGCACUUCAGGAAGCAGCCAAGAAGAGAGAAGUGAGGUACUCGGACUUGAGAAAGAUUGAAAGAGGAGUGAGAAGACAUUUUCAUGACGACAUCAGUGUUGUGGUGGUGUUUCUAAGCACAAGAUUGAAAGGUGCAGCCUCCCCACGCAAAACUCAAUUUUCAUUAAAACCCAACAUCUAG